Messenger RNA from Phytophthora sojae, 5946 nucleotides. RefSeq lists its product as hypothetical. The transcript has a single exon. Bases 1 to 5946 code for a protein of 1981 amino acids. Gene Ontology annotation, molecular function: signaling receptor binding. Gene Ontology annotation, cellular component: extracellular region; cell surface. NCBI's taxonomy places the organism in Eukaryota, Oomycota, Peronosporomycetes, Peronosporales, Peronosporaceae. The record is from RefSeq and is a predicted model, not a curated record. Gene Ontology annotation, biological process: anatomical structure development.
AUGGCUGUCGCUGUCUUGUUGGCGUGCGUGCUGUUGCUGUCUAGUUGCUGCUGCUUGUACGGUGCCGUGCUGAGACGCACGUGGACGACGCAGCCGUGGUGCGAGAGCGCGCGCAAGCCGCAGUGGCCCUUCGCGUACCAGAAGACGCCGGCGCAGACGCUCGAGUGGCAGGGCCGAGCGAACCCGAACGACCAGGACAUCCGCCACGCGUGCGGCGUCUUCGGCGUGCAGAGCAAGUGCCACAUCUGCGAGGACUUCGCCUGCAACGGCAACAGCGGCGAUCGCUGCGCCUUCCAGCUGCAAGGCAUUCCGUGGUCUACGCUGCCCAAGAACGUCCCGACGGUGACCGACGUCCCGUGGGCGGUGGGGGGCAAACACCGCUACGACUACGGCGGUGCUACACAGCUCUGCUUGUUCUUGUCAGGCGGAGGCUGCUUGUCGCCGUUCUCGACGGACUUCUCGCAGUGUGACGUAAGGUGUUGGGGCACGCAGUCCGGGUCAUUGACAAACAGAGGAGCGCACCCGAGGAGAAAUACUAGUGACGCUGCUUCGUCGGAUAUUUGGAGCUAUUCCGCAGCGUUCGGCGCGUCUGGACGAGCACAGGGAAGAGUGACAACCGUGGCGGGUGAAGGUACUGCAGGGUUCCUCGACGGACCAGCGGCAACUGCGAGGUUUAACCACCCGCGCGGUGUGGCUGUGGACUCGAAUGGAGUGGUUUACGUGGCGGAUACAGCCAACCAUCGCAUUAGAAAAAUCAAUCCGACCACGAAGAUGGUGUCCACGCUAGCGGGCGAUGGGAUUGAGGGGUUUGCGGAUGGAGCUGCGCUCUCGGCAGCGCGGUUUUCGUACCCGUCGGAUGUUGCUGUGCUGGAGACGAACGGCGGCGCGACCGUGACUGUGUUUGUGGCUGAUACAGGCAACCAUCGCAUCCGACAGAUCAAGAGCGGGGUGGUGUCGUGUCUUUCGGGGCUUUGCGGCGCUGGCGUGGAAACUGUGAGGCUUUCGCAGCAGCCAGAGAGCCCUCACGCCGGUCUGGCCGAUGGCGAUCCCCUCGGAGCCCGCUUUGACUCGCCCAUGGGCGUAGCGGUUGAUGCUGAUGGCGUAGUAUUUGUUGCAGAUACUGGCAAUCACUUGAUUCGGCGUAUUGAACCAAACGGAACUACACAUACGCUUGCUGGUAGCGUCGUUCCAUCGGAAGAUGCCGAUACACCUGGCUGUUUGUCGCCUUGUUUGCGUGGCGAGCGUGGAUUUCGAGACGGAAACUUAACUUACGCUCAAUUUGACAGCCCACGCGCCAUUGCAGUCGGUGCUGAGCGUACCGUGGUGGUGGCCGAUGGCCAUCGCGUACGUCGAGUGACUUAUGACGGAGGAUUUGCGUCUACAAUUGAGACCGUCACGUCAACCAACCGCGUUGUGACUCUCGCGGGGUCCAAUGUACCUGGACACAUCGAUGGCGAAGGGAAUGAGGCAACUUUCAACGCGCCAGCCGGAGUCGCUUUCGCUGCUGACGGACGAGUGUACGUUGCCAGCUCUACGGACUGCACAGUGCGGCAGAUAUCUCCUGCCUCGCUAGUCUCGCGGUCUGUCACGUGUUCGACUCGAGCAACGCAAGUGCUGCGUCCGAGUGGUUGUGCGUCCUACGAGCAGCCAGUGGACGAGCUUUUCCUCCAGACAUCGCCAGCAACCAACAACAUUUUCCUCAACUAUCUGCAGCGCGAGGAGUUCGACCCUGUCCUGGGCGCCGCGAUAUCUGGACGAACGUUGAAGGACUGUACAGGCUCACCUCCAGCCGACGGCUUAGUACAAGGAGAUCUCGCGCUACCCUUACGCGACCCAGACACCCAAUCCAUCACGACCAGUGUGUUUCAAGACCUCGAAUACGGCACCACCGUCAAGGUGAGUUGUCCUGCAGGUUGUGAUCCUACGACAAUUUCGACCAAAGUUUACGGUUCUGGACUGUACAGCGAUGUUUCUUCGAUCUGCCUCGCUGCGAUUCAUAGUGGCGCUAUCACUGCUACUCAAGGAGGCCUAGUAACGAUUACUCUGGAGCGUGGAACACAGCCAGCGUCAAAGGCAUCCACGGCAGUCGGCUCUACUGCGAAUGGGGUGACGUCGCUUAACUUGCCGUCGACUCAGGAUACUCGUGCUCGGCUUUUCAGUGUCAAGGCGUAUCUACGGCCUAAACUCGAGGUGCAGUCCGUCGCAGGGGCGCCCAAUGCACCACUCGGAUCCCAGCAGGAUGGUUGCGGCUACCUGGACGCUCAGCCUCCGUUGGCGGCGCGUUUUCUGGGUAUCGCGGGGCUUGAUAUCGCUAGAAGCCGGUCAUUAUCACGAACAGAUUUUCUCUACAUCGCCGACGCGGGCAACAACCGCAUUCGAGCGCUGUCUGCUCCUUGUGCCAAGGUUUGUGAGAACGGAGGAGUUUGCAGUGCUGCAGACGUGUGUACAUGUCCUUCUGGGUGGACAGGUGAUGACUGUACAAUACCCGUCUGCAGUACUAGCUGUGGAGCUCGACAGAUAUGUGUGGGUCCUGACAAAUGUGCCUGCAUGCCUGGUUAUGGGGAAUUUCCAGCUUGCAGUACACCGCAGUGCGUUCAAACCUGUACUCACGGAGGGGUUUGCUCGGCACCGGACACUUGCUCGUGUGCUUCAGGCUGGUUUGACGCUAACUGCACGACCCCAGUGUGCACUCAAACUUGUGGAAACGGGGGGAAUUGCACAGCUCCAAACACGUGCACGUGUCCAGACGCCUGGAAAGGCACCGAUUGUCGUGUACCGGUGUGCGCUCAGACGUGCCAGAAUGGUGGAAGUUGCGUCGCACCCGAUUCCUGCUUGUGUGCUACCGGUUGGAGUGGAUUCGACUGCAGCCUCCCGAUCUGUCCGCAGGGCGAUUUUGUGCCGCAUCCAAGUGGAUACGCGAACGCCCUAGCACGCCCGCUAUCCGUUGAAAGCUACGUGCCCUGUGAUUUCGCUCGCUGGUGUCUUGAGACUGGCGAGUUUGACUGUCUUCACCGGUUAUACACCACGUCCAGUCCUGUGGUGAACGCGUCAAGUGGCUUAGCGGCAAAAGGGAAGACCCCACCAUCGUACGGCGAUUGUCUUCUGCUUGAGCUGGGGGACGACACACUCGCACAGUUCCAGUAUCUUUCCGAGGGCAACGCAACCAGCGACUUUUACCGUUUUGCCCCCGUCAAGCCGUACGGAUGGAAUGCCUCUGCAGCCUGGAGAGGAAUCGCCAAAGCGGAAGUGGGGUUUUCACCUCCGUUUCUAUUGACCAGUGACCGACAGGUGGCACUCGUGGAGCGAAGGCGAGUUGUACAAGGAGUUUACGCCUGUGCCCACGGAGGUAGCUGCGUAGCCCCUGAUGUGUGUCAAUGCGCCUCGGGGUGGGCUGGGUUUGAUUGCCGCACUCCUGUGUGUUCCCAGGGCUACUACUCCCCAAACCAAGUCACAUAUCUAGCUGCUGAACCCCCGACUGCCACUGAUCCUCGACACCCUGUUUCGAAUCCGACGUACACUGCAACAGUCGAGCAAAUUGCGUACACCCAAGUGACCGUGACCUCAGAGACUCGAGGUGGUGUACGCUACAAACCAACGCAAGGUGGCUAUGCAUGCUCGAUUCGCAGUAUCACGGAAUGGGAGAAACCAGCGACGCCCGAUGGGUCUCCGGCCUAUUACUUCGACCAUCCCAACUACUAUUCGCGCUACAUGGACCGAGAAUUAUCCGCCGAUGGCCAUUACCACACACAAUGGACGGGGAUGGCUUGGCCACCACUUUACAAUUUGUCCAAGCCGCCAUUAGACGAUACCCGACAGGGUUGGAAACGUGGCGGUACGUGGGGUUAUAUCCCCGGCAGAGCUUGGCAGAAGGGGGUUUGCCUCCUCGAAUUCAACCGAACCUGCUCUUCAGGGACGCAAGCGAAAGACCUCUUGUCAGGCAAACUGGGUGUGCUUGUUGUUGAUACAGAUGCAUCGUACCGACCUCAAGUCACGUACACAGCGCAAGACGCCGUCCGCCGCGGUUUCUGGAAUUCUUCAGUGUUUGGAGACUGCGUGGAUCAAGUCGUGCGCGGGUGCUUCAACAACGGCACGUGUUCGGCCCCCGGGGUUUGCGACUGUGCUCCUGGUUGGACUGGAGCGGACUGUACGAUCCCGGUAUGCACGCAAACUUGCAUGAAUGGAGGGAACUGCACGCUUCCAGACACUUGUACGUGUGCCUUGGGAUGGUCAGGAGCAGACUGCUCGAUUGCACUCUGCGCGCAGGAAUGCCGGAAUAACGGGACGUGCAUCGCUCCUGACCAGUGUCAGUGCAUCACGUGGGAUUCAAUUUGGCGAGACGGCCGCGAGAACGGUGGUAAGCCUGUGUUCCAGCUUCCUGAUGGACGAGCGCAACGUACAGGUUAUACUGGGUACGACUGCAACACUCCUAUCUGCGUUCAGGCUAAACGGUUCGUGCUGAAUGUUGUGUCCCGCUCGUCCAGCAGCUUCCGUACAUUACGUGGCAAUUAUGAUAGCGCCACAGCGGUCCGCAACUGCAACACGUAUCGCUGUCCUCAAUACGACGUGGAGCUGGUGGCCAACGAUGGCCACUCGUUUCAGAGUGGCUGCUCGGUUGGUGAUCCUGAGCCCAAUCCAAAGCGUAGCGCUGCACUCACAAGCGCCCAGCAGAUCCAAAACCUGCUGGAUUAUCGGGACGACCUCAACGUAGCUCGCGUGUCGAACGAUUUCCUCUGUGGUAACGUGGUCUGGGAGCAAGGUGACAUCGAGAGCGACAACGGGACGAACCGCGUUAUUCGUACCAACUACGUGAAUGUGACGAAAGUGGAUGAAGUCACAUGGGAGUACGGAGUUUCAGCCCCUGGUGAGGGCGUCUACGAGUGCUACAACUCUGGCGCGUGUGUAGCCCCAGACGAAUGUGCGUGUGGCGAUGGCUGGGCCGGCAUCGACUGCAACAUUCCGCUCUGCCGAUUCCUCGAGGCCGACCAAUACGCCACCGUGUCCUCCGGGUGCCGUAAUGGCGGCGUCUGCGUCAGCAAAGAUGAAUGUCGAUGUGUCACCGUCAACUCCACCCUACACGAUCACUAUCCGACAGCCCCAACGGGUCUCACCGGGUACUUCGGCUCGGAUUGCGCGUUGCCGAUCUGCAUCCAAGGAGUGUUCGACCCGAUCUGCAACGCCAGCGUCGUGGCCAGCGACCUGAAUCUCACAACUGGGAAUAUCUCCGGCAUUGACGCCAUGGCCAGCAGUAUCGUCAGCAGCGGCGAUGGCUGCUACCGCUGCAAGAACGGAGGACUGUGCGUCGCCCCGGACGUUUGCGCCUGUGCUGAAGGCUGGACUGGCUUCGACUGCUCGACGCCGAUCUGCGAGUUGACUGAAGCGGUCACAGCCUCCGUUCGCCCAACGCUCUUCACCGUCGAUGAGCUCAAGGUCGAAGUGUUUCGUACGGAUCCGUGUGGCACUGGAGGCGGACGUUGGGGCAAAGAGGAAGUGAACGGGGCCAUGAUCGGCCAGGGCAAUUGCACCCUCCCCAUGAAGUGCACGUGUCUGUGCAAGCAGCGCUACGACAAGGACAUCUGCGAGGCGACGGGCGAAAUGUGCGAUAAGCCCUGGCACGACCCGUUCCACCGCUCCAUCCCGGCAGGCUACGUGUACGGCACGCGCGACUGCGUCGACGGGUUUCAGGGGAUCGAGGACGCCGACGGCAACUUCCAGACUUGCCACCUCAAGAUCUACGUGCCCUCAGCCUGGCGCCGAUACACCGUCAGCGUCGUGGCCAUCUUGUCGGUGCUUGGGGCCAUCUUCAUCGUGGCCUACUACUACAUCCGCAAGCGGGUGAGACGCGCGCUGCUACUGGCGAAGGCCGAACGACGUCGCUCGCGCAAGAACUCGGAGGAAAACCUGACGAAACCCAAACCUGGAGCCUUCACACACGCAAAGAACGAGUAA